UGGGAACAACAGUCAGAAUAUGAGGAUAUCUCUUGAAACAGUUGAAAUGAAACGCCAAACGCGAUAACAGUAAUUCGAAUUUCGAUAUUGUCGCUUUAGAUCCUCCAUGAAUCACAAUUAUAUAGUGUUUUGUAGCUGAAGUUCAAUAUCUAUUUUGUAAGGUAUAGCCUUAGCCAGAAAUGGCAGAAUCUGAACUACUCGAGGAUCCAAAUGCAGUAUGGACAGUAAAAAGAAGAGUAGAUGAUAUUAAAUCAUCUGUUGUUUUUGAUGUCGAUAAAGAACCUAAAUCAAGGCCCUCAAAUAAAAAAAAACCAAAACUUUUUACUUCCAGCUAUUUACAACUGACUUCAGAUACACAAGAACAUAGAACACCUAUAGGCCUACAGAAAUCAUAUCAUGGAGUUGUUUACCAAAUACAGUGGAUGAUGGUAGUUGCACUCGAAGCUCAGGAGAGAUCAAAAUAUAAAAAAUGUGGAACUUUUAAAUUCAAGACAGAAGAUCCAGACGCUGGAAAAUUCGAUGAUUUGGUUUGGAGCUAUAAAACUGAUCAGCCAAAUUCAUAUGAGUUUAAUUUUUUACAAGCUAAACAUAAAUUGAACAAAGAAGAAAAAAUUGAUAUUAAGGACUUAAUCAAUCUCCAACAAAAGGAAAACUCCUUAAAAUCAAAUAAUAAAGACAAACGUCCAUUUGCUUUAGAAAAAUACUUUCUUUCAUACAAAAAUGAAAUAAAGGAAAAUUAUAGUCAUAAAGGUAAAAUAAAUAAACUAAUUAUUGCUACAAACGUUGAUUUUGUUAAUGAUCUGAAAAGUAGCUUUGAUCAACUACAAGAUAAUAUUCCAAUCUUAGAGUUAAUAAAUAAAAAAAUUGGAAAUUGGAAAUUUAAAAAGGGUGAUUUUCCUUAUCGGAAAAAAAUAAUGGAGCAACUAGAAAAUACAUAUGAUUUAAUUAAGAUAGUAAAGAAUUUGAGAAAAUGUGUACUAGAUGAUGAACCUAUAAAGAAGGAUAGCACUCUUAACAGCUAUUUGAGUGCUCUAGAAAGCAAUAGAGUAAUUGAACCUUCCGGAAAAUUUCAUUCUCAUUUUAUACAAGAUCAUCAAGAUUUGCCUAAAGAAGCAAAACAACUUAGAGCAGCUUUUUUUCAAGAAACAUUUAUUAGUACAAGAGAGUCUUUAGGUUUUGAUGUUGAUUAUAAAAUAUCCUGUCCUGAAGAACUUGCUGAGCAAAUUGCUUCACAAAUUAUUCAAUCAUAUAAGGAUUCUAAAAAUAAAGUUACUAUCUUUAAAACACAAAAGGUACUAGACAUUUAUAUUGAUAAUCUGGCAGGAUAUGUUCUCAUUGAGAAAAAAGGUAUAAUACGAUUCAAUUCUAAGUUUUGGGCAUUAGAAGAUAAUCAGCUACCAAGUGAGAGUAUAAAAAUGUUUAGAGAUAAGUUAAAAUUUCAACUUGAGUUUAAAAUUAAAAAUAUAAAAAGUGAUCAAUUAAAAAUGUUAAAAAAACAAGAAUUAGAUGUCAUUAUUAAUCAAUUCAAAGAAUAUGAGUUCAAUAUUGGCAGUAAGGGCACUUUUCGGACUUGUAAAGAAAUGUUAGGAGAUAAAGAUGCUUUUUGGAAAAGUGUAGAAAGCUUUAAAUUUAAUCAAUUUGAACGACCUUACUCUGAUCAAUUAUCUGCUAAAUUACCAAGCUAUGAAUUAAAAGACAUAGAAAAAGAUAUAAACAAUUUUUUUAAUCAGUUAGUAUUUGUAGUUAAUUGUUCUCAAGAAAUGUUAAAUGAAUUUAUCAAAAAAAAAUGUUCUUGGUUUGUAGGAUUUGAAACCGAUUACAUUGCAUAUGAAUUUCAAACAAAAAUAGGUGAUGCUUUAAACUUUGAAACAAAAGAAUUUAUUUCAACAGCUGACAAUGUUUCACAAUUUUUUGAUAACGCUAAACAACAAAUUGAUCGACUUAUACUUAUUGGUCCUAGUUUAGUAUAUCGUGCAAAUAUUAAAGAAUUUGGUAUUGAUUUUAAGAAAGAUACUUUGAAUGAAUUAUGUAAAUUUUUAAAUAAUCAAACCACUAAACAAAUUUUUAAUGUUGUUAAUCAGCAAACUAAAUUAGGUUCUAUUAAAGUGCAUCAAAUCCUGGAAUCUAAACAUGUACAUAAUUCAUAUAAAAUGGAUAGUAGUUAUAUUUUUAUUAGUUUAAAAUCUCUUUUACGUCUACAAGACCUUGUAAUAACAGCUUUCGAAUCCGUAACAUCAAGCCAUUUGCUAAUUAUUGAAUGUGAAACUGUGGAGAUAAAUUUGGAUAAACUUCACUCACGAUUAUUACAAGUAAUUAAGUCCAAUAAUAAAAAAAAAAUUAUUCUUAUCACUCAAGAAAAUGAUUAUCUAGCAGGUAAAUUUAAAAAUAAUUCUUCUAAUUAUGAUAGAUAUAAAGAUGAAAGAAAUAGUUUAACUGAUCUUACUAAUGAUUCACAAAAAAGCCUUCUAAAAAAAAGAAAAUUUAUGUUUCAAGGAAAGGAAGUAAGUUUAGAUACAUUAAUAGAUGAUGAGUCAAAACUUUUAAUAGAUGGAGGAUUAUUGUAUAAGCUUAUUAAUAAUGAGGAGAUAAAGAUAGGAAAAGCGCUCACAGAUUUUAAGUAUGAUGACAUUAAGUACUAUUAUAUUGACCGAAUAUUUAAUCGCCAAGUUAAUAAAAUUAAGAAAGAUUUAAAAAAAAUGAGAUCUAAGUUAUUUGUGACUGAUGGCAAUAAAAUAAAUGAGCAAGAGCUUAAUAAAUAUAAUGAUAUUGUAUUAAUUUCUGAUACAGGUGAGAUUUUUAAGGAGAUAUGUAAUAAGUACGAAAAAUGUAAUAUUCAUUGGCUCAAAGAGGAAGGAGAUGAUUUUAUAUGGAAGAAAUCUCAUGGUACUUUAUCUAAAUUACGUGAAAUUUUAGAUAAAAAUAAACAAAGUAUUCAGGAGUAUAAACCAGAUAAAAUUACUGAUAUAACAGACAGAGUAGUCAUUCUUACUGCAAAACCUGGUAUGGGUAAAUCUACUGUGUUGAAUCAUUUAGCAUUAAAGACAAAAGAAUGUGAACCUGACUCUUAUUUAUGGGUUAUAAUGAUUAACUUAAUUGAUUAUUCAACUGAAUUAGAAAGAGAAAAAGAAAAAGAGAAAAAGAUACAAUUUAACGAAGUAGAAGCUAUAAAGUUCUUGUACAAGGCUGUAGGAUUUCAACUCUUUAAAAAAGAAAACCAAAAAUCAGCAGACAAAAUUAUAGAAAACGUCCUCAAUGCUAUAAUUAUACGAGAUGGUAAAGUAGGUUUGGAAUUUCACGGAGUAGGAAUUCAAGAUCUAAACUUAUUAGAAAUAAGACUAUUUAAUAACUUCUAUAAUCAAGGGAAGAUUGUUUUACUGUUUGAUGGAUUUGAUGAGAUAAGUCCCGAUUAUGAAGAAAUAACUGUUAAGUUACUACAAGUUCUAAAAAACACCAAAGUAAAAAAGUUAUGGAUAACCAGUCGACCUUAUGUUAAAUCACUAGAAGAUCAACUAGGUGUGUUUUCAUAUUCAUUAAAGCCGUUCCUGGCAGAACAACAGUAUGAUUUUUUAAAACAAUUUUGGAAAACUAAGUUGAAUAUCUAUGAGUUAAACGAGCAACGGUUAGUAGUUUUUAUUGGUGAAUUACUAGAAAAGCUCCCUGAAUCCAUAGAUUUAAUGAGUAUACCACUUCAUGCAUUUAUGGUUGCUGAAGCUUACAAAGACGCGUUUAAGGAUUUUUAUGAUUCUAAUGAGCAAAACCUUUCUAAACAGAUAAUUGAAAAGCAAGAUUUGGUUACUUUGUAUGAGAAGUUUAUUAACAUUAAGUUUCAUAAAAUUCGAUUUGGAGAAAAGAAGUCUGGUAUAAAUACUUCUAGCAUAGAUAUAAAAAUAAUGAUUGAAAGGGAAUACAAUAAAUGUAUAAAAGAUCAUAGAAUAUUAGCUUUAUAUGCAAUAUUUAACGAAGAUGAAGUAAGGAAAUUGAUGUCUCAAAAAGAAAUAAAAAAAGUAUCUAGAUUAAUUGACGAGGUAAAACUACGGAAUGAAAAAACAGGUAUUAUUGAACGAGUUGUUGAUAAUAAGCCUAGAUUCGUUCAUCGUACUUUUGCUGAAUAUUUUGUUUCCAAUUACUUUUGGGAAAAAUUUAAAUCAGUUCAAUUAGAUGAAUAUAAAAACUUUAUUAAAAUAUUUAUAAUUAAAAAUCUAAUUAAAAACGAUAGGAUACUAAUUUCUAAGUUUCUUCAAUUAAAAGCAAAAAAAGAUUUACCUUAUGACCGGGAUAAGCUUAGAAUCCUAUUAACAAAUCUUCUUGACCAAACAAAAAUGUAUAAUUAUAGAAAAGAUAAUAAACAAUCCACUAAACUGUUAUUUGGGAUAAUUGAGUUUUCUAUGUUGAUACACGAAGAUAUUCUAGACGUUAUUGAGGACUGUGAUAAUCUACUAAAAUUAUUAUGUAUAUCAGCCGAAAUGAGUUAUAUACAACUUGCUAAUGCUUUAGGAAAAAAACUUAAUAAAACAUUUUUAAAAGAGUAUUUAAAAAUAGAUAAAUGGUUUUAUAGUCCUUUAUGGUUAGCGGCCGAAAAUUCACACUUGGAUGUUAUACGAAUUCUCGUAGAAAAAUUUUCUUACGAUACCAAUUGGAAGGAUAAAGAUAACAAUACUUUAAUUGUUCGUAUAUUUCAAGAGGAAAAUUUUAAUGUUCUCAGGUCUUGUUUAAAAUUAGGUAUCAUUGAUGUUAAACUUUAUAAGGAUAAUCUAAUAGAAUAUUUGCCACUAUUUGAAGCUCUUUAUAGGUUUGCCCCAUCUGAUGUGAUUAAAUUGUUAAUAGAAAAGACGGAUAGUGAUCUUGUUAAUACGUUUAAGAAUUCUUAUUAUUCUGUUCAUAAUAUUAGUAUACCUUUGUUCAAAUAUGAUAAGGAAAUAACAGAGCUAGCUAUAAAAAAAGGUAUUAAUUUUUCUAAAGCUAUAAAUCGGUUGCUUUUAGAAUUUAGCUCUGAGAGUUUAAAUCAUCCUACAAUGUCACUGACAUAUGCUCAUUAUAGUAAACCUCUUUUUCAUUCUGAUCAAGAGUUUUUGAAUUUUUUUGAUAGAAUAGAACUAUUACUACAAUAUGGUAUAGGGUAUAACUGUAUAGUUACUGAAAGUGAAACAAGAAUACAGUCAUAUACCGAACAUACCCUAAAAUAUGCUGAGCAAAUAUACUACAUCCAUAAACUUUUAGAAAGAGUACAUAAUUUACAUAGUUACGAUAAAAGUAGCAAUCCACUAGACACAGUACUAAAAUUAAUUAUAAAUUGUAUUAGUAGGUCUUCUGGCUUUAGAGGUUAUGAAAUUAUAAAUUCAAGUAAAAUAUACUUAUUAUUUAGUGAUAAACCAUCGAAAUAUAAUCAAAAAAUACCUCUUCUGUCAAAUUUUUUACUAAAUCUUGAUUUUGAGUCUAAUGAAGAAAGUAAAACUAAUCUAAUAGAAAAUAAUUUGGAUAAAUUACGUUCUUAUGUAAGUAAAGCAAAAGAGGAAAUUGAGCAAUUUAAAAAGUAUCUUGAUAGCAAGAUUUAUAAUAAUAUAUUAAUUGGUUAUGAAGAAAUGUUUGAAUACUCAUAUUAUACAUUUUCCAAUAAAGAAGAGCAAGAAGAUCAAUAUAAAUCUCUUAAUAAGUUUGUGAAAUUUUUGCUGCAACGGGUAUUAGAGUUGUACAUAAGACACGAUUAUGAGAUUGAUGAUGCAUUAAAAGAGGUAUCAGAAGAAGUAUUGAAAUUGAAAAAAAUAAUAAAUAGGUUAAAAAAAAAUUCAGAUGAUAAAAAAUAUGAGACUUAUGAAAUAUUAGAUAUGUUAGGUAUGAAAAGCAUAGAUACAAAUGAAGACUUACAAGAUUUGAUAUUAAAAAUCUAUGAUUGUGGCGGUAUUACAUUAUUAAGUACUUCUUUGUCGAAUUUAAGUCGUAUAAGCCAAAAAAAAAUAAUGGGAAUAUUAGAACUGAUGUUCAAAUUUUCUGAUCAAUCAUUAAAAACUUUUGAAUUAUUAAUGAAACUUGAUAGUCCAUAUAAAGCUCUUACUAAGGCUAUUGAAAACAAAAACUAUCAAGAGAUAAAUAAUAUAUUACAAAAUGUAAAACUUGAUUUUAUAAAGGCGAUUAUUAACGGUCAAGAUGAUAAAUAUGGCUCACCAUUACACUAUGCUGCUUGUAAAGGAGAUUUAAAAACCACCCAAAUUCUUUUAAAAUAUGGAGCUAAUCCUAAUCUUGAACUGACAGAAAAUUGUGAACUAUUAUUAUGCACUACAGAAGACACUGAAGAAGAUGUGGUAAUGUAUGAGAACAAUUAUUAUGUGACUGGGACUCCAUUACACUUAGCAGUGCUAAAUGAUCAAUUAAAAAUUGCUGAGAUUUUAUUAAGUCACGGUGCUGAUGCUCACGUUAAGGAUACAUAUGGAAGUACACCACUGCAAUGGGCUACUCGGAAAGGUUUCUCAAGAAUGGAAACAUUACUGUUAGACAAGGACUGGAACCUUAAUGAUUUUUACGGUUCCAGUUUCGGUUAGGUUCUUAAAAGGACUAAAAUUUUGGUUUCGGUUUUAAAAAAAAAACUAGUAUUUUGGUUCCGGUCCCUUUUCGAUUUUUAAAUUUGGGUUUCGGUUUUUUUUCGAUUCUUAAAAAAUGAAAAAUAAGUUUCCUGUUUUAGUUUUAUACUACUGUAAAAAAAAAUUGGUUGUGUUUCGAUUUUUUUUAAAUAUAUUAUAAAAUAUUAGGAGUGUAAAUUGGCAUCAAUUGUGACAGGUCAAUACCAAUUUUCAACUAGAUAUCCUACCAAUUGUUUAGGACAAAGAAAAAGACUAAAUAAGUAAAACAAUUACUAAACACUAACAAUUAAUGCACAUAACCCCGUUUUAAAUUACCCUUUUUGUUUUUAUAUAAUUUUUUAUAUCUAGUUAAUACUUUAAUUGUUAUGUAUUAAUUACUGAUUAUCGCACUUAUUAUAUUAACUAUCAGUAUUUUCGGUAUUUCAAAUU
This is a messenger RNA of Rhopalosiphum maidis (corn leaf aphid), 7001 nucleotides long. RefSeq lists its product as uncharacterized. The record is from RefSeq and is a predicted model, not a curated record. Gene Ontology annotation, molecular function: protein binding. Bases 180 to 6533 code for a protein of 2117 amino acids. NCBI's taxonomy places the organism in Eukaryota, Metazoa, Arthropoda, Insecta, Hemiptera, Aphididae. The transcript is spliced from 3 exons.